This is a messenger RNA of Neohortaea acidophila, 3150 nucleotides long. RefSeq names its product Metalloenzyme, LuxS/M16 peptidase-like protein. Gene Ontology annotation, molecular function: metal ion binding. The record is from RefSeq and is a predicted model, not a curated record. The transcript has a single exon. NCBI's taxonomy places the organism in Eukaryota, Fungi, Ascomycota, Dothideomycetes, Mycosphaerellales, Teratosphaeriaceae. Bases 1 to 3150 code for a protein of 1049 amino acids.
AUGCCGGCCACCUCAGCGCACAAGUCGCACUUUCGGACAAUCCAAACCAUUCAUCUCGACUAUGCCCCGAUUACCGUCACCCAAUAUGAGUCCACGAGGACGGGCAUGCGCGUUGUCGUUACCGACCAAGCUGGACCCAAGGUCAACGGCUAUUUUGCUCUCGCCACCGAGAUUCACGAUGACUCAGGCGCGCCUCAUACCCUCGAGCAUCUCGUCUUCAUGGGUUCGAAGAGCUACCGCUACAAAGGCCUGCUCGACAAACUCGCAACCAGAGCUUACUCCACCACCAACGCCUGGACUGCAACGGAGCAGACCGCCUACACCCUCGACACCGCGGGCUGGGAGGGCUUCGCCCAGAUCUUGCCCGUCUACCUCGAGCAUGUCAUAGUCCCCACCCUCACCGACGCCGCCUGUUACACCGAGGUCCACCACAUUGACGGCACGGGCCAGGAUGCUGGCGUCGUGUACUCCGAGAUGCAAGGCGUCCAAAAUACCCAGGAGGACCUGAUGCAACUCGCCGCCAAGCGACUCAUGUAUCCCGCCGGCAAUGGCUUCCGCUACGAGACGGGUGGCAUGAUGGAGCAGCUCCGCGUGCUGACCGCCGAUCGCAUCCGACAAUUCCACAAGGAAAUGUACCAACCCAAGAAUCUUUGCCUGGUUCUUACCGGCGAAGUCAACCACCCACAGCUGCUACACAUUCUCGAUCAAUUCGAAGAUACCAUCCUCGAAGAUGUGCCCUCCUUUGAUGCCCCUUUCCAUCGCCCCUGGACCGAGUCCAAACGCGCACCCGCGUUGGCGAAGACGGUGGUAGAGACGGUCAAGUUUCCGGAGGAAGAUGAGUCCAUGGGCGAAGUGCUUGUGGCUUUCUUCGGCCCCGAGUACAAUGAUCACAAGGAAUGCGCUGCGCUCGGCAUCCUUCUGAUCUACCUCUGCGGCUCAUCGAUUUCCGUCUUGGAAAACACUCUGGUGGAGAGGGAACAGCUAUGCAGCAUGAUCUACUACAACACCGAGCCCCGACCCAACCUCGCCAUCGAGUUCCAGAUGAGCGCCGUGGAGACUGGAAAGCUGAAGCAAGUCGAGCAUCGUCUGAUCGAACUCCUCGGCGAAGUCGCAGCCAACGACCUGGAUAUGGCGUACAUGCACGACUGUAUUCGAAGAUGGCGCAGGCAGAUCAAGAUGAAAUGCGAAGGCGGGAGCUACUUCUUUGCGAACCCGGUCAUCGAAGAUCACCUCUUUGGCUCCCGAGAUGGUCGAGAUCUCAAGCAAUUGGCCACUCUCGACGAACUCGAUGCGCUGGAGAAAUGGAGCGAGAGCGAUUGGAGAGGAUUCUUCAAGAAGUACCUCGUCGACGCCCACCACAUCUCGGUGCUGGGAGAGCCUUCCAAAGAGCUUUCCGAGCGGAUCACUGCCGACGAGAAGGAGCGUGUACAAAAGCAAAAAGAACGACUAGGCGAGGAGGGGCUCGAGAAGCUUGGGGAGAAGCUGAAAAAGGCACAGGCCGAAAACGACAAGCCUAUUCCAGACUCUGUCCUGGAAGAGUUUCCGGUACCCAGUGCGAAAUCAGUGCACUUCAUUUCCACCACCACCGCUCGCGCUGGCCUUGCACGAAAAGCAGGAAAGCCUGGGGAUAAUGAGAUUCAACGACUGAUCGACGAAGAUGAUCACGACUCGCCGCUGUACAUUCACUACGAACAUAUCCCUUCCAACUUUGUGCGCAUCAAGCUGGACAUGUGCACCGCAGCGAUACCAUUGAGGCUAAAGCCCCUCAUCUCAUUAUACAUGAUGAACCUCUUCACGACACCGGUGUACAAGGAUGGAAAGCGGAUGGAGUUUGAGGAAGUAGUUUUGGAACUGGAACGGGAGACAGUCGCAUACGGCGUCGAUUCGGAGAGUGCAAACUACGAAAUGUUGAGCAUCGCAUUGGAAGUGGAACCGGAGAGCUACGAGCGCAUUAUCGGCUGGUUGCGCAUCCUGCUGUUUGACGCCAUUCACGACGCGGAGAGACUCUACUCCUCGCUCACAAAGCUGCUUGCUGAUAUACCCGACGAGAAAAGGAGCGGAGACAGCAUGGUGUAUCAGGUCACGUCAAUGAUCCAAUACAAGCCGGAAUCGAGCGUUCGGGCGCGGAGUACGCUGGCGAAAGCGGUGUAUCUACGGCGCAUCCGCAAACUGCUCAAGGCUGAUCCGAAGGCGGCGAUUGCGCAGUUGGAUGAGCUGUGCAGAGCCUUAAGCCGACCGGAGAACUUCCGCAUCUUUGUCUCGGCGGAUAUCCAGAAGCUAUCCAAGCCCGUGUCGGCGUGGAAGAUGCUCAUCAGCGGGCUCGAGACCGGCAAACCACUUGAGCCGCUCGAUAACCGCAAGGCGCUGCUUAGCCAGGUUGGUAGAUCGCCGGGUCAUGCGGCUUACAUCAUUCCCAUGGCGGCCAUCGACUCGUCUUACGCUUUUCUGACCGGCAACGGACCCGAGGGGUAUGAUCACGCCGAUCUACCAGCCUACAUGGUGGCUCGAGCGUACAUGGACGCCGUGGAGGGUCCGUUAUGGGUGGCGGUUCGCGGGACGGGCUUGGCCUACGGCACGGGAUUCUCGAUGGCGGUGGAAACGGGCAAGCUCCUGUUCCGCAUCAGCCGCUCGCCCGACACGUUCAAGGCUUUUACUGCGGCCAAGGAGCAGGUUGAGGGGUACGCGAGUGGGAAAUACGAGAUGGACAAAUUCGCACUAGAAGGUGCGGUCAGCGAGAUUGUGCUCGGCAUGGCCGACGAGCAACCCACGUUUGCCUCGGCGGCGGAACACAGCUUUGGCAACCAGGCCAUUCGAGGCAUCAGCAAGGAGUGGAACCAUCAGAUGCUGGGCAAGGUGCAGGCGGUGACGCCGCAACAGGUGCAAGAGGCGAUGCGGAAGUACAUGGUGCCCAUCUUCCGGCCCGAGUCGUCGAACUUGGUGGUGACGUGCGCGCAAAUCAUGAAGGACACGCUCGAGGCGGGCUUCAAGGAGUACAAGCCGGAGGUGAGGACGUUGGAGAGCUUCGAGGAUGAUUAUGGGGCUCCGGAGGUGGAGGGCGAUGACGAUGACGGGGAGGAGGAGGAGGAUGGUGAUGAUGACGACGACGAAGACGAGCCUAUGGACACGCCGGAGAGCGAGGAGGAGGAUUGA